AUGGCUGGUUUAAUUCCUCUUCGUCUUACCUCAGCUACGGGAUCUCCUCCAGCAGCAAGUCACCGGGCCAGCAUCGCAGAGUUGCCCACGCACAACAUACCAGCAUCAGCCCGCCCUGCGCGACACGCACGACACGCCAGCUUGGGAUCCCUGGCGAUCCCUGUAAGAGCUUCCAGAGCGAUAAAUCGUGUGUCGUCUCCCAUGCUAGCUCUGCUCCCUAAUCUGCCAUACACGGCAGCGGAAUGGAGGAGGACGAUGGCCGAGAUCAAGCGCCAUCAUGUGAGCAAAAGGUUCCGUGCCUGCUCGGCACGUUGCACCGAAAUCUUGGAAAACCUCAAGGACACUUCUUCUGUUGAACCGGCGCACUUGAUCUACUUGCACUUUUAUGCCGCCAACUCGUUCGAGAUGUGUGCGAGGCCGUAUCCGGCUACUGCCCCAGCGAGAGCUCAGCUUCUGACUCAAGCUCGCACACAUUACGACGAGGCCGCAGCCCUUAUCAAGGCCGCCGAGACCGCCGCGACUUCCUUGUCGCGGAGCAGCUCGCGGGCAUCCGCUGGUUUUAGCGGGAGUGGCUACCACUCGCCUUCAGGGUCCAUCAGCUCGGGGACCUGGUCUACGCCGUCCACAGCCUCGCCCACCAACUCUAUUUGCUCUUACGACGAUCUCCUUUCAAGAUCUACCGAUUCAACUCUGGUUCAGCGCAAGGCCAAGAAAACGGUCUCCUUCCAGCUGCCAAAGGAGGAAAAGUUUGCAUUCCCCAGCGAGCCCAUCAUCCGUCCCGAUUCGCCGACAUUGGGUUUUGAGGACGCCUACUUCGCUUCUCCUAUACUCAGGUCCCCUCUUCCCGAGCCGCCGAAACGCCCCGCCAGCCCCGAGUCUGCGUCAGCAUGCAGCCCUGACCUUCACGCUCCCAUGCCUCGGCGGUCCAGUAUGCGUCACUCGCUCUCGAGCCAAAAUGGCUUUGACCACUUCGACGAUGAUUCGCACAGAGCAUCUCAGUCUGUCUACCGCUAUUGUGACACGCUGUUGUCACUCAAGUACCAACUACAAGCCCACCGUUCCGACGUUGACGCCCUUCUCGGCGAAUCUACCGGGCAGAUGCGCAAGGAAGAGUUCAUGGCCGCCAUCGUCUCUGAUCCAAAUGCAUCGAUUGCCAGCGAGGAGCUCCGCGUGUUGGACCGCCAGGCGCGCAUUGAAAAACUGCGACAGAACGGAUGGCAACGCAAGAGGUUUGACGCUUCGCGCUACGAAAGGCUCUGCAACGAUGUCUUGGCCGAGCUGUCAUGA
Pyricularia pennisetigena is the source of this 1287-nucleotide messenger RNA. RefSeq lists its product as uncharacterized. The record is from RefSeq and is a predicted model, not a curated record. The coding region runs from base 1 to 1287 and encodes 428 amino acids. The transcript has 2 exons. Lineage: Eukaryota; Fungi; Ascomycota; Sordariomycetes; Magnaporthales; Pyriculariaceae.